GGUACAUCAAAUGGCUAGCUAGAAAUGUUCUCAAAUUCAAUAAUACUUCCAAAAAAAGGACAAAUUGGCACUUUUGGUAUGUUUUGUUGGUCCUAAGAAAUUUGAGUUGUCUGUAGUUGACCAACUUUUUGAGAGCCGUACAGAGAUGGGGUUUGAAUAAAUUAUCAUAUAUGAUGUUAGGUCAACAAACUAUCUAUCUUACCAACUACUUAAGUUACAUUUGUCCCUUGAACCAUGAGGUGUAUUAUGUAUAUGCUUUUGUUUUUAUAUGUCUUCUGCCAUUUAAGAGUUUCAAUUCUUUCUCAUUGAGACCCAAGUGUCCAAAAUAGUGUUAUUUCCUCCUCUUCAGGCAUUUCAUAAAAAAUCUAUCUUGUGGUUGAUUUUUGUUGAAGUUGGUUUCAUUUCUACUCUCCAAAUGGCUAUGGGUCAGGGUCCACUUGCAUUUCUGAUGAGGCUCAUAGCCUUGGGUGCAACCAUAUCAGCCACUUUGGUCAUGGUCACUGCCCGAGAUUCUGCAACCGUCCUAAACUUAACUUUUGAUGCCAAAUAUACCAAUUCACCUUCAUUCGAGUAUUUUGUGAUUGCCAAUGCAAUUGCAAGUGCCUACAGCCUUGUGAUUCUCUUUCUCCCUUCCAAAUUUUCAUUCUGGCGGUUGGUUUUGAUUCUGGAUAUAGUUGUGAGUGUUUUGCUCGACUCGAGCAUAUCGGUUGCUUUGGCAAUUGGGUAUGUGGGGAAGAAAGGAAAUGAACAUGCUGGAUGGCUACCAGUUUGUGGUCAAGUUCCGAAGUUUUGUAACCAUAUUGCGGGUGCCAUGGCCUCGGGAUUUGUCGCAGCAUUGCUCUACUUUGUUUUGGUUAUUUACUCUCUUCGAUCAUUCCUUAUUCUUGUUCCUCAAAAACCUUAAUCACAGUUGAUGAACUUUUGUUUCUAUAUAUACUUGUAUUAUUGUAUUUUG
Messenger RNA from Impatiens glandulifera, 955 nucleotides. RefSeq names its product CASP-like protein 1C1. Lineage: Eukaryota; Viridiplantae; Streptophyta; Magnoliopsida; Ericales; Balsaminaceae. The record is from RefSeq and is a predicted model, not a curated record. The transcript has 3 exons. The coding region runs from base 416 to 904 and encodes 162 amino acids.